Messenger RNA from Oncorhynchus gorbuscha (pink salmon), 2269 nucleotides. RefSeq names its product MORN repeat-containing protein 1-like. Bases 533 to 2179 code for a protein of 548 amino acids. The record is from RefSeq and is a predicted model, not a curated record. Lineage: Eukaryota; Metazoa; Chordata; Actinopteri; Salmoniformes; Salmonidae. The transcript has 16 exons.
GAAACGAGCUCCAACUGGGAAAUCUGAAAUCUCCGAUUUCCGACUACAGUGCGUUCAAAACAACUGGGAACUCAUAGAAACGAGCUCCAACUGGGAAAUCUGAAAUCUCCGACUUCCGACUACAGUGCGUUCAAAACAACUGGGAACUCAUAGAAACGAGCUCCAACUGGGAAAUCUGAAAUCUCCGAUUUCCGACUACAGUGCGUUCAAAACAACUGGGAACUCAUAGAAACGAGCUCCAACUGGGAAAUCUGAAAUCUCCGAUUUCCGACUACAGUGCGUUCAAAACAACUGGGAACACAUAGAAACGAGCUCCAACUGGGAAACAUCUUUAGAACGGUUAAAAAACUUGGAUUUCAAAGUCGGAAAUUCUGCAUCCUUCUAGAGCUUAAAAUUUCCGACCUGAAGAUAAUUUAUGUCAUGAUUUGAUCUCGAUUUUUCCCCCGAAGCCCAGUUGUGUUGAAAGUGCCCUUAUGCUUGAGCCCUGCCCCGCGAGAGAUGACUGUUGCUAAGGACGCAUUUCCAAACCAAGAUGGCUGCUGUCAAAAAACAAAUAAGAAACUCUCGCUACUACGUCGGAGGAGUAACAAAUCUUACCCGGAACGGUUUUGGCGUGUAUGUGUAUCCAAACAGCUUUUUUCGCUAUGAGGGAGAGUGGAGCAAGGGCGAAAAACACGGGCAUGGAAAACUCUUGAUGAAAGAUGGAAGUUACUACGAGGGAGAGUUUGCUCAUGGGGAAAUAGAGGGGAAUGGGUCAAGGUUCUGGGCAAAAACAGGUGUAUCCUAUUCUGGCCAGUUCAGUGGAGGGGAGCUUCAUGGCUGUGGUGUGAUGCAGAAAGGCAAUGGAGAGAGAUACAAGGGAGAGUUCUCCUACGGACUCCGAGAUGGCAAUGGGUUUCUGUUGGAUAAGGAUGGACAAACAUACGAGGGAUCGUUUCAUCAAAACAAGCGGCAUGGUGAAGGACAAAUGCAUUACAGGAAUGGGGAUCAAUAUGAAGGAGGUUGGCUUUUGGACCUACAACAAGGCCACGGAGUGAUGCGCUUUGGGGAUGGAUCAGUGUACGAGGGUCAAUGGCGUAAUAACCUCUUCAACGGCCAGGGGACCAUGAUCCACUGUUCUGGGAUUAUCUAUGAAGGGUUGUGGACCAACGGCAGACCGCUAGGUGGCGCUUCGAAAGUCGUAAUAGAGGGAGGAGAUGUCUUGGAGGUCUUCCAAGAGACUCCAUUUUGUGUGGAAGUGCAACUGCAGACGGAGGCGGGAGAGAAGGCAACGGGUGAAAAUGGCAGAGUCUUACAAAUAUCCACUGCUAUCAGACUCUGUGAUCUCUCCCUGUCAACAACUCCAGCGAGCCUGCUGAAGAUGAUGGAAGACAUCAAGGAAACACCCAUCCCCACACCAUUUGGCUUUCAGGUUGUCAGCUACCCUUUGAUGGAGAGAGCCUUUGGAAGCCAGAUCUUCAUAGACACUGCAGCCCCCCUAGCCGUGGCUGCGGUGGCAGCUAAAUCAGGCUCAGCGCAGGCUGACUCGCCACUGCUUCCUGAGGGCGAGUGGGAGUCUGGAAGCGGAUCAGACGGGCCGCCACUCGUGGGGGGUACCCCCAGCUACCUGGAUGGAAAGGAACUGCGUGGGGAGCAGAAUCAGUCAGGAGAAGGGGAAUCGACCACCAUCACAGAGUUCUUCUCAGGAGUCUUUGCUGGACAAGAGGAGGACUCCACUCCUCCUCCAGCCAAUCAGAGGGUGGAAGAAGGCCAAGCUAAAUUCAAAAAUCUACUGUUGGCCCCUCCCCCUCAUGACUUCAUCCCUUAUCAGCUGAUGGAUGAGUUGAAGAGAAACAUCAAGAAGCCGUCCAACAGAGCACCAACUGAUAGACCGGUCCUCUCCCAGGACAAGAACUCAGAGCGCAGGUCAAGCACGGGGUCUUGUUUUACCAGCAACACAAAGAAAAGCUCCAUUGACAGCAGGAGUGUGAGGCCAGGUGAAUAUGUGAUUAUGGUGAAAGAUGUAACCAACCCACCAUUUCAAGGCCAGACCUUACCCCCAGCAUUUGCCCUGCUGCGGUUGUUUCCUGCCAAGACCAAAAGUAAAAACAGCCAGACGGACAAAACCAAGAGUGCCCUUGGAGAGUCCCUCAAAGAGCUUGACACCCGACGAUGGCUCACCACUCAUUGUACUGGGUGACUUUAAGCUCCCGACGCCUGACAUCAAUUUAUUUCUUUCCACUACUUUCAUCUUUUGAACUCACCCUUUCUCAAUCACCUCCCAGUCACA